UAUUUGGGGGUUUGUGGAAUGGUCUUGUAUGAGUGUGGUUUCUAGGCUUUAUACUAUCGAAAAUACAGCAGCUAGCGGGAGAAAGAUUUCAAUCGAAGAGAUCGCAUUGAAGCAAUAACCUAGGGCAAGCGCGAGAAAAUUCGCAGCGGAGAAGACCGGUUCAAGCCAUCGCAGGGUUUCGAUGAGAUUGAGAAAGCAAAAACGUCAUCGUAAGAUCGUGAGGUUCUACACAGCUUGCUUUGGCUUCCGAGAGCCUUUCAAGAUUCUUUGUGAUGGAACUUUUGUACAUCAUCUUCUUGCCAAUGAUAUUACUCCAGCCGAUACUGCACUUUCAAACACUCUUGGUGCCUCUGUUAAAAUCUUUACUACAAGGUGCGUUCAUGAAGAGUUAAAAAGCCUUGGCGAAGGCUAUACAGAAUCUCUUAAGGCAGCUCGUAACCUCUUUACUGCAAGAUGUGACCAUGAGAAGAGAAAGAGUGCCGUGGCUUGCAUCACGGAAAUUAUUGGAGAAGACAAUGCCGAACACUUCUUUGUUGCUACUCAGGAUGCUGAUUUGCAGAAGAAGUUCCAAAUGGUACCCGGUGUGCCUGUAAUAUUUGGUUUGCGAAAUGCCUUACUCCUCAAGCCUCCAUCUUCAUAUCAACGUGAAUUUGUCAAAUCUACUGAAGAAAAACGCUCACACAUGUCUGAAUUGGAAUAUAAGAUGUUAAGAACGAAGAAAAAGGUUAAGUUGGCUGUGGAGGAAGUGCAGGAAUCUUCUGAUGUAAAUGAAAGAAAAGUUGAUCAAGCUUUAGAAAACCAGGAAACAAUAAUGAGCAAAAAUGGAGGAAAGAGAACAGAAGUGGACAGAAUUCAGUUCAAGAGAAAGAAAGCCAAGGGUCCUAACCCACUCUCUUGUAUGAAGAAAAAGAAUCACGGGCAUGCAAAUCUUGUUUCAGAAAAGGAAAUGAAGAAUAGCGAGGAGACCAUGAGAACGAGUCGCAGGAAAAGAAAAAGACCCCGUACAGGCAAAAAAACUUGAAGAGGUGAGUGGUUAGGACUUAUUGGGAUCGCCGUGGAAAAAGCAUGAGGUUUGUUGUGAAUGCUUCUCUCACGCUCUGCUGUCUCUAUAGUUUCAAUGACUGGAAAUAACACAAACCGAGAUGAGAUGCAUGACGGUUAAGGUCUCUUCUUCUCACAGCUAAUCAUGUUUAAUUCUACUUUCUUUUU
Messenger RNA from Diospyros lotus (date-plum), 1209 nucleotides. RefSeq lists its product as uncharacterized. Gene Ontology annotation, cellular component: small-subunit processome; nucleolus. Gene Ontology annotation, molecular function: small ribosomal subunit rRNA binding. Bases 182 to 1021 code for a protein of 279 amino acids. The transcript is spliced from 7 exons. The record is from RefSeq and is a predicted model, not a curated record. NCBI's taxonomy places the organism in Eukaryota, Viridiplantae, Streptophyta, Magnoliopsida, Ericales, Ebenaceae.